AUGCCGGGACCGGGAUUGGUGGAAGUGGCACCCGGACUGGCGGGAUUGGAGUCACAAUACAACGCAAGGAGGCAGGGUAUGGUCAGCAAUUUGGGUCACGUCGGUCUGGUCUGCGACGACUUCUUCAAGAUGAGGGACUUCUAUACCCGCGUCAUCGGACUGACGGUAACCGAUGAGGACCCGGAUCGGGGAAGUUGCUUCCUGAGCGCCGACCCUGAUAAUGAACACCACGAGUUGGCCUUGGGAGAGGCGAGGGGCGAUGACCACCCGAUGGGACGCCGGCCCAAGACCACCGGCGUCGGACAAGUUUCAUUUAUUGUCGAAAGCAUGGACGCUCUGAAAGACCUGUACCAGCGGCUGCUGGCGGAAAACGUCCGUAUCGACCAGACGGUAACCCAUGGAAUCUCCUGCAGCGUUUACUUUUUCGACCCGGAGGACAAUCGGGUCGAGUUGUAUUACAAGACCGGCUACGUGGUAAGACAGGGGUUCAGCCGUCCUAUCGACCUGAGCAACCAGUCCAACGAGGAGAUUCUGGCCUUCUCCAAGUCCUUUUGA
Molecule: messenger RNA, 555 nt
Organism: Geodia barretti
Lineage: Eukaryota; Metazoa; Porifera; Demospongiae; Tetractinellida; Geodiidae
Source: the annotation of a GenBank genome assembly